GGAUUAUUCUAGUCCAACCCCUCGCCUAGGUUCCAACGUGUCGUCGUCCCACUGGGCCUCAGUCGGAGAGUCGGAGAGUCAGAGAAUCCCGGUUGUGAAGUUUCCUGACUUGGACGGGGGAAUCGCCCGAAGUGCAAGUGCGAGAUGCAAGUGGGGAAGAUGAGGGUGUUGAAGACUAGAGAAGGCAGGGGCCUGUCCAAGGUCACACAGAGCUGGUUCCCACACUGGAACCAGACCCUGGCAUGCCAGCCCCCCUGCCCACUGCACCACAUGAGCUACUUACCUCAAAACCAGGCUGCCUUGUCUGCCCAGGACACCAAACCUCGCUCCACCAGGGGCAUAAGGAACUUCCCACAAGUUGGAAAGAGGUGCGCCCCUUCUGGUCCGAGUCAAAGUCCCCCCAGCGCCCGCCUAAAACCACUUCCCCAUUGGCUCGUGGGAUCCACCCCUUCAGGGUCCCUCCCCCUGUCCUGCUGCUCUGUGACAGGGGACAUUCCUCAGGAGGCCAAGGGUUACCGCAGCACCAUGACUGAGCCUGGCAAGCCCGUCCUCUACUCCUAUUUCCGAAGCUCCUGCUCCUGGAGGGUUCGAAUUGCUCUGGCCUGGAAGGGCAUCGACUAUGAAACAGCGCCCGUCAACCUCAUAAAGGAAGGGGGCCACCAGUUCUCUGAGGAAUUCCAGGCACUGAACCCCAUGAAGCAGGUGCCGGCCCUGAAGAUCGAUGGCAUCACCAUCAGCCAGUCACUGGCCAUCAUCGAGUACCUGGAGGAGACUCGGCCCACUCCACGACUCCUGCCUCAGGACCCGAAGAAGAGGGUCCUUGUACGCAUGAUCUCCGACCUCAUCGCCAGCGGCAUCCAGCCCCUGCAGAACCUGUCUGUCCUGAAGCAAGUGGGACAGGAGAACCAGCUGGCCUGGGCCCAGAAGGUCAUCAGUUCCGGCUUUAAAGCUUUGGAGCAGAUCCUGCAGAGCACGGUGGGGAAGUACUGUGUGGGAGACGAGGUGUCCAUGGCUGACCUCUGCUUAGUGCCUCAGGUGGCAAAUGCUGAAAGGUACAAGGUGGACCUCACUCCCUACCCUACCAUCAACCGAAUCAACAAGUCACUGCUGGCCCUGGAGGCCUUCCAAGUGUCUCACCCCUGCCGGCAGCCAGACACGCCCCCGGAACUGAGGGCCUAGCUCUCAGACCAUGCACCACCACCAGUGCAGGAGCAGAAGCUGGGCGGGCUGACCAGGCCUGAAAAUGAGCAAGCCCAAACUGGAGAAGCAGGAGACUGGUACUCUAGCCCUUGAACUAGAACUCUAGCCCUGGAUCUGCCUUUGCACUGAAUCUUUCUGCCUUUGUCCCUUCAUCUGUCAAAAGUGAUCAGGGUGGCCACAAUUGGGUGACUCCGUUGGUUGGAGCAUUGCCUCAUACACCAAAAGGUUGUGGGUUUGAUUCCUGGUCCAGGCACGUACCUAGGUUGUGGGUUUGAUCCCUGGUCAGGCUGUGCUUAUGGGAGCAGCCGAUCAAUG
Molecule: messenger RNA, 1515 nt
Organism: Phyllostomus hastatus (greater spear-nosed bat)
Lineage: Eukaryota; Metazoa; Chordata; Mammalia; Chiroptera; Phyllostomidae
Gene: GSTZ1
Product: glutathione S-transferase zeta 1
Exons: 10
Coding region: 145-1179 (344 amino acids)
Biological process (GO): glutathione metabolic process; L-phenylalanine catabolic process
Cellular component (GO): mitochondrion; cytoplasm
Molecular function (GO): glutathione transferase activity; maleylacetoacetate isomerase activity
Source: RefSeq, a predicted model, not a curated record